UUCCUGCAAAUUGCAAUUCAAUUUCGAGGAGGAAGGUCAAAUCGAGACAAGGAUGUCCUCCGUCCAGCGCAACAAAACGCCACCACAACUAGAACCAGAAAGAAUAGCCUGCGGUGUCCUUGGUAUUACUCUUAGUUACCUGUAGCCCACAUUGUCUAGACUCUAGGAGCAUUGAGUUUCUGUCUGAAUCUGCGCGGUCAGCUUUUUCAAGGGCCACUUUCAGAUUCUUCAUCAGAUCAGCUAGGCGUCAGGUAUGGACGACGAAGUUGUGACCAAGCUGUACAGGGUGCGCAAAACAGUCCUCCAGAUGCUCAAUGACAGGGGCUAUCUGGUGCUCGAUGAAGAGCUCAGUCAGACGAAGGACGAUUUUAGAGAGAAGUUUGGGGACGACCCCAAGAAAGAUGAUCUCACCAUGUCGAAGAAGAAGUCGGACAGUGGCGAGCAGAUCCUCGUCUUCUUCCCAGACGCAAAGUCAGACGGGAGUUCUAGCGGGAAAGUCGGUGUCAAGCAGAUCAAGGAGUACGUGGAGGUGAUGAAGCGGGGCGACAUCCGGCGGGCUAUCAUGGUGGUCACGGACAACUUGACACCGUUCGCAAAGUCGUGCUUAGGGGAGAUUGCAUCAAAAGGGUACACGAUUGAGGUCUUCCAGGAGUCCGAGCUGCUGGUAAAUAUCAGCCACCACGUGCUCGUCCCGAAGCACUACGUCCUUAGCAACGAAGAUAAAAAGGCGCUCCUAGAACGGUACACUGUCAAAGAAACACAGCUGCCCCGGAUGCAAGUAAGCGAUCCAAUCGCCCGGUACUUCGGCUUGACGCGGGGGCAAGUGGUCAGGAUCGUGCGACCAAGCGAAACGGCGGGGCGGUACGUCACAUACAGAUACGUAGUUUAGAAUUCUGCCGCAGAACGCAGUCUGUGGAAUUUGUACAGUAUCUAGUCGUAGGACGGAGAAACAAACAGCCCGGCCGGGUCACUUCCCCCGAGCGAGGGCUCAAUGUUAUCAACUUGAGUCAAGCACAUGCGAGGGAAACCUUUACUCGAAUGUCUUUGCGUUUUAUAGCGUUUGAAUGCAUUCAAACCAAAUAUGCCCGACUUUAAAGUAGCUGGCAUUGUCAGCUGGCAUUAAGAAUGGAAGAGCAUGUUGCCUUGUCAUGAA
Messenger RNA from Klebsormidium nitens, 1153 nucleotides. Lineage: Eukaryota; Viridiplantae; Streptophyta; Klebsormidiophyceae; Klebsormidiales; Klebsormidiaceae. The record is from the annotation of a GenBank genome assembly.